GGUAGUCCUACACCUUUCUUUAACUAUUGCUUUUGCAUAUCUCUUAAUAUUUUGAAGCAUUCUACAUAUUAAAUUGAACUCCUUGGGGCUGAAAGUGGGAGUGGCUCUCUGUCGCCCCCUGCCGGCCCCCAUGGGCAGCGUGCUGGCCUUGUCAUCCCGCCCGGGGCGUCAGAACUCUCCGUUCCCGCGCGACGCGCCGCUCUCCAGGUGGGACCGCAGGGACGGGCGCCUUUCCAACCCCGGCAGCUUCGACGGGCUCCACCGCAGCUGCAAAGAUGUCUUUCCUCAGCAAACAGAAGGAGUCAAACUGGUUGUCAACAAGACUCUGAGCAGCUUCUUUAAGGUCAGCCACACUUUCCAUCUCAGUGCAGUGGGACCAUCAAACUAUCGCUUCCAUGUCUCCUACCUGCAGUCGGACAUGGAUAGCAAAGAAGUGGAUUCCCCCAUGCUGAUAGGGGAGAUGGACUCCUCUGGCAGUUUAAAUGCCCACUCUUUGUUUCACCUCAGCGAACGAAUCCGUGCCAAAGCUGUGUUUCAGACACAGCAGUCCCACUUUGUCACCUGGCAGUUUGAGACGGAGUACAGGGGCAGUGAUUUUACAGCUGCUGUGACUAUGGCGAACCCAGACAUCCUCAGGGAGUCAGUGAUCAUGGUGGCACACUUCCUCCAGAGUGUAUCCUCACAAUUGGUCCUGGGAGGGGAGCUGGUAUACCACCGCGGUCGUGCUGAGGAGGGCGGAAUCCUCACGUUGGCAGGCCAAUAUUCAGGACCAAACUGGGUGGCGACAUUAAACGCUGGCAAAGGAGGUGCCCACAUGAGCUACUACCACAGAGCCAACAAGCAGAUUCAGGUUGGGGUGGAAUUUGAAGCCAGCACAAGGACUCAGGAAACUACUUUUUCUUUUGGCUACCAGAUGGAUCUCCCUGAAGCCAACAUGGUCUUCAGAGGGAUGGUGGACAGCCGGUGCAUCAUCGGCGGUGUUUUGGAGAAGCGACUACGCCCCCUACCUGCUACCUUGAUCAUGGGAGCUUUUGUCAACCAUCGUGGGGAUAAGCUGCAGUGUGGACUGGGUGUGAACGUCGGGUAGAACACCCUCCACCUUUGCAAGACCCCACCCUGUGCCUAAAUAUGCUGUGGAUGGCUGAGGUGACUGGGGAAAUUUUCAGGUGGUACACUAACCAAAAUCAGCCGUCCAUAAGGAUUUUUGGGGAAAGGAAAAUGAGGAGAGUCCAGCUGCAGGAGGCCCAACAGGAAUCAGCAGUCUUUGGACUUUCUUAGUUCCACGACUGUACAUGGACCUAUUGCUAUGCUGUGUGUGAACUGACAUUAAAGUGUAGUGAACAGCAUAGUGCAGAUGACUGAACCAACAUAGACAGCAUAUAGGCCUUCUGUCAAGAAUGUUGGAGGACCAGUAAACCUUUCUUUCCCAUGUAGCCAAAACAUAACUGUUCAUUGUAGUCAAUGAAUCAGACAAAAUACCACACAAAUAAUUAUUGUAAUGAUCAAGGCAGUUUAAUUGUUCCUUAGUAUUUAAUUGAAAAGUGACUCUUACUACUGUUUCUGUGUUGUAAGACCAAGGUGGUUAACUAAAAGCCUAAAUAUAAAUUCUGUGGGUUACAGAAACCAGAAUAAUUGGCUGCUUUGUAAUUGCUUGAACUUCUCCUGAUAACCAAAUCGGCAUGAAUGAAUGGAUAAAGAUAUUACCGUGCACAUUUUCAACAAUUUUUCUGCUCCUGCUAAUUAACUCCAAACAAAAGAAGUCCAUGUGAGUGUGAGGUAGUUUUUUGGUGCUUAACUCAAAAUGGUACAUCAGAUAGAUGUGAGGCGCACAACUCUGGCCUGUGGUCUUUGAAAGCUGGAUCCCUGCAGGUUUUAGAGGAUGCAUUUAAUGCUAGUUAACAUAUGGAGUACCAGCUGAGGUGACAGUGUCCCAUUAACUACUAUACUACUGAGUAAAUACCA
This is a messenger RNA of Scleropages formosus (Asian bonytongue), 1962 nucleotides long. RefSeq names its product mitochondrial import receptor subunit TOM40B. The transcript has 10 exons. Lineage: Eukaryota; Metazoa; Chordata; Actinopteri; Osteoglossiformes; Osteoglossidae. Gene Ontology annotation, molecular function: transmembrane protein transporter activity. The record is from RefSeq and is a predicted model, not a curated record. Bases 131 to 1087 code for a protein of 318 amino acids. Gene Ontology annotation, biological process: protein import into mitochondrial matrix. Gene Ontology annotation, cellular component: mitochondrial outer membrane.